Sitophilus oryzae (rice weevil) is the source of this 779-nucleotide messenger RNA. Its product is annotated as transmembrane protein 134. The record is from RefSeq and is a predicted model, not a curated record. The transcript has 3 exons. Lineage: Eukaryota; Metazoa; Arthropoda; Insecta; Coleoptera; Curculionidae. The coding region runs from base 172 to 690 and encodes 172 amino acids.
UGACAGAUCCUAGUUUGACAUCUUGUUCUAUGAUCUUGUUGAUAAACAUCUUUAAAUAUUAAAUUUAUUUAUAAUUAAAUUUUAUAAAACAUUGUUAACUUUUGUUUUUCACUUUAAUCAAAAUGGCUUGAAGUACUAAUAUUUUUGUUGGGUAUUGAUACAUUCUCGAAUAUGUCAUCUCAGUUUUCAAGACAAAAUGAUAAACCAAAAAGAUUUUCUAUAGAUGAUGCAUUCGAAGAAGAGACUGACGAAGCUAUAAAAGUUUAUGGAAUAACAACUCCUACCUCAGAGGAAAAAUUGGGUCAAGGGGAUUCAUUAAACAUAGCUUUAAAUAACACAGGAGGGUAUAAGACUGUAACUGAUGCAUCGAGAGAUAGCGACUCUCUCAUUCAAGAUUAUUAUGAUUGUUCAAGUCGGGAAAAUUUCCAUAAAUCAUGCUUUAAACAUCCAAAAGUAAAAGAAAACUGGAGAAUGGUCUUAGCAGCAGCAACAUUACUGAUUAUUGGAGCAGGACUUUUAGUCACUGGUACAUUCACAUUAAGUGAACCAAAUUCAGGUUUACAGGCCUCCGUCUUUCUUCUUGCAGGAUUUAUUUGCUUCAUACCAGGGGCUUACCAUGUAGUCUAUAUUUAUCUUGCAGCUAAGGGUAAGAGAGGUUACCAUUUCCAUAACUUACCAUUAUUUACAUAAAUAAUGUUGAAAAUUGUCAAAUGUAGGUGAUUAACUAGUUUUAUAUGAAGAGCGCAAUGGAAAAAUGAGAAUAAAUUCUUGAAUUAAUA